AUGAGCUCACCAGACUUCUACCACCAUGUUCGUGUUUCUCAAGCCUCUGCAAAGGCCCAGGACGUCCGCGUCCAACUAGCAGAGUAUAAGGCCCACAAGGCUCACGUGGAUGAGUACAAACUCGAUAUCCACCAUCAUCUUUUGGACUUGGACACCAAGACCAGACCCAACUUGCACCUUAUCCAGCAGCAGCCGGAGAUCAACCUACGCAUGCGUCCGCUCUUGCUUGACUUUUUGAUGGACGUGAUCAACAAGCUCAACUUGAGUAAGCUGACCUUCCCCUUGACCGUCAACAUCAUUGACAGAUACUGCUCCGUCCGUAUUGUCAAGAAACAGCACUACCAGCUUUUGGGCCUCACGGCGCUCUGGAUUGCCUGCAAAAACUUGGACUCCAAGUUCCGCAUCCCCAGUCUCAAUGACUUGUGCAAGUACUGCUGCCACUGCUACGACAAGAAGUUGUUUUUGGAGAUGGAAAACCACGUUUUGAAGCUGUUGGGCUGGCUUGUGGAUGCGCCCACUUUUGACGCUUUCGUCGACUUGUACAUCAAUGCCUUGGCCCUGUCUCCUUUCUUAGCCGGCUCUAAGAACCCCCACAAGGUCUGCAACGACGUGAAGGUCGUGGCCAUCUACAUCUGUGAACUCAUCCAGUUCUACCCCAACAUAUACUUCAACUACCUGCUGCCCAAGAUUGCCUUGAUGAGUGUCGUGCUUGCGUGUCUUAUCCUCAACACCAGUGCCGACUUCACCACCCAUGCUUUCUUGACCUACGUUGCCGUGGAGACCGAGGUGCCCAUUGUCAACCACUCCACCUACAAUGCCGCCUUUGGCUUGCUCAUCAAGGUGCUCAAGUGUCCUCCUCCUUCGCUCAAAACCAAGUACUUCAACGAGGACCUGCGCUUCCUCAACCUCAUGAAGCAGCUUGUGGCGUUCACCUGGAAGCACUUGGCGCCCAACUCGGUGUUUUCCCACACUGGUGCUGCCCCUACUUCGAGCGAUUGCGGUGCCAUUGAGCUUAAUACGCCUGUUUCCAGAGACGAGCCUUCGAGAUCUCCUACAGGCAGCUUUGGCGGCCUGGUGACCCCGAAAUUCUACCCGGCCACGCCCAUCUCGCUGAGCAUCAGCCCGAAAAACCAGGAGGGCGGCUUUUCCGAGCCUGUUCGUCCGGCCUUGACUCCCCAGGUUUCUGCACCCGUCACCUCGCACCCAGGCUACGUGAAGCCGUUUGGAUUGCACCAGUUGCUGCCCAGAACACAACGGACGUUGCCGCUGCCCAAUCUUCUGCCGGCCGAGCUGGACAGGAUGUUUGGCGGCAAGCGCAGCUACGAAAACGCCCAUGCGCCGGGCGUCAAGAGAUCCAAGAGCAUGAGCAAGGCUGUCUUUUACAUUCACUAG
Molecule: messenger RNA, 1392 nt
Organism: Candidozyma pseudohaemuli
Lineage: Eukaryota; Fungi; Ascomycota; Pichiomycetes; Serinales; Metschnikowiaceae
Gene: CLN3
Product: cyclin
Exons: 1
Coding region: 1-1392 (463 amino acids)
Biological process (GO): mitotic cell cycle phase transition; regulation of cyclin-dependent protein serine/threonine kinase activity
Cellular component (GO): nucleus; cyclin-dependent protein kinase holoenzyme complex; centrosome
Molecular function (GO): cyclin-dependent protein serine/threonine kinase regulator activity
Source: RefSeq, a predicted model, not a curated record